AUGGAUACAAAAAUUAUGUACGUGGAUCGACCUUUUUCACCUGUACCUAGGGUACGGACAAAAUAUUGUCUUGGAAAGGAUGGACGACUCCGGUCUUACAGUGACUUGAAUGAAGGAUGCUGUAAUGGUGGAAUUUAUAAUAAAACUGUUGGAGCAGACAACUUUGCAUGUUGUGACGGCAGUUAUCAGGUUUAUAAUAUACGAACACAUUUCUGCUGUGAGAAUCAACUAAGGAGAAUCCAGGACGAAAAACAAAGUUACGAAUGCUGCCAAAAUGAAUUAAAAGACAAAAAGAUAGGCGUUUGUUGUGAAAAUGUUUAUUACGAACACGGAAGAAAUGGAGAAUGUUGUGGACAACUAUUAAAUAAAAGAAACCAGUAUUUUUGUUGCAAGGAUAAAAGUUCUAUUUCUGCAAAACUUCAUCAGAAGACAUCAAACCAGAAAUGUUGCGGAAUAAAUUCGUACAACAAGAAAACUAUCAACAAGGAGAAUGGCUGUUGUGAAGGUGUACCUUAUUCUGCAGUAACAUCAGAUUGUAGCUAUGGUCAUGUUGUUCCAAAGGGACAUGCAUGGUGUAGUUCAGACACAAUUAUUGGUGAACAGUAUAAGUGCUGCGAUGGACUGGAGCUGGACACUUCUAAAUAUGUAUGUUGUGGUGAAGAAAAGAUUUCCAAGAUUACUGGUUACGAAAAUAAAUGUUGUUUAGUGAAUGGUAAUAUAGAACUAUACGAUGCCUCCAAGCAAAAUUGCACUCAAAAAGACGUUGUUAGUCAACUGAGUGUUACAAGUUCCAAAACAAGUAAACCAGAUAUGUGUGGAUGGAAUACCUACAACAGAUUUGUUGAUUUGUGUUGUCAAGGAGUACUUGUUGAGAAAGGAAUUGUUAAUGAGAUGCAAUGUUGUUGUGUUCGGCCUUAUUUUACUACAAAUCAAACUUGCCUGGAUGGAGUUAUGCGUAAUAACAGGUAA
Mytilus trossulus (common blue mussel) is the source of this 969-nucleotide messenger RNA. Its product is annotated as galaxin-like. The record is from RefSeq and is a predicted model, not a curated record. Lineage: Eukaryota; Metazoa; Mollusca; Bivalvia; Mytilida; Mytilidae. Bases 1 to 969 code for a protein of 322 amino acids. The transcript has 6 exons.